Cydia fagiglandana is the source of this 3537-nucleotide messenger RNA. Its product is annotated as HEAT repeat-containing protein 6. NCBI's taxonomy places the organism in Eukaryota, Metazoa, Arthropoda, Insecta, Lepidoptera, Tortricidae. The coding region runs from base 178 to 3507 and encodes 1109 amino acids. The record is from RefSeq and is a predicted model, not a curated record. The transcript is spliced from 16 exons.
GAGUGUGGUGAUGUCUCUUAUGGCCCAAUCUGUAAAAAUAUUGGUUUGUUAGAAGCAUAAUAAAGCUUAGAUUUAUAUAAAUAAUUGCAAAAAUUCAAUUAUUAUCGUUGAAAGUUUAUUGCUUCAUUUACUUCUGAACGUUUACUCCAUGAGCUAGUUUGUGACCCAAGAAUUAUAAUGGGCACAAAUUUACCCCGUAACUUUUCGGUAAUUACCGGUGAACUGUGUAAUCUUCUUUACAAGAAAGCAUACGAUAGAGAAAGAAUAAACUUGCUUAUCGAUGAGCUUAAUGCAAAACCUUAUAAAGCUGAGUUGUUUGUUAAAAAACAGGAUGCACUGACGUUGAUAACAGCACUAUGCUCAAACAUCAUACCUACUGAUGAAGUUUUAGCUGCAAAAACCUCCCAUCUAAUUAAUAGUAUUGUUACAAAGCAAAACUUGCAAUUGGACUCAGAUUAUGUGCAAAAAGUGGCGUUUUGGCAUAUUCAGUGCUUCAAGACAUGCUCUGACAUGGUUGUACCUGAUUUACUUCACAAUAUUCAGUGUAUUAUUCAGUUAAAUGCUGCUGCGGCUCAAAAGUUUUCAGACGAAUUUAUAGGCAGCCAAGGAGUUUUAAAUAGGUUUCUCGACACAAACAAAUGUAGCAUGACCACAACACAAAACCAGCUCCAUCUCUGCCUCAGUGCCUUAAAAUGCAUGUGUACAAUAACUUCAGUGCCAGAUGAAAACAAGACAUCUGAACAACCGAUUUUGAGCUCUGAUUUAAAGGAACAAGUAUCACAACUAGUUGUUAACUUUUUGUUGAGAAUAACAAAAGGGCAAGAUGAAUAUCAGUAUUGUAAAGUGGUUGUUACUGCAUUGAGAGUGCUGUCUCAAAUACAUUUCAAUGACCAGAAUGUAUGUAUUCCACUACCAGAACUUAUGGGUAUUUCUCGAUACUUCCUUGUCUAUGGUCUUGUGGUUCAGGGUCUGAAACCUGAGAAGAUCAUGCCAGCACAACAAACCAUUGCAGCUGUACCUAAUACUAUAAAUCGGAAUCCAAAAGGUGGUAAGAAACAAAAACUGAGAAGGCAGAGAAACAAUGCCAUUGAAAGUUUGAAAAAGGAAAUACCGGUAUCAGAAAAGAGUCUAAUGAGAGAGGUGGAUACUUUUGAAAACAAUUCAACAUAUCGACCGGCUAGUCAAAACUAUUUGGAGCCUCAGAAAGGCAGGAACUAUUGGGUGCUGACCAGCGAUUCUGAUGCUUCAGACGUUGAGAGCAGUAGAGAAGCUAAGCUGGUUGCUUUGAAGUCUAGAGUGAGGCAGAGUGCUGCUAAUCUCUUAUUAGUGUUAAUAAGGGUAACGGAAAAGCGAGACAUGUUCGGAUACUGGUGGGCCCUCCUACCUGAUUCACCAGAAGUCGACAACUGGAGCGCAACAGACGCUGCUAGGAAGACCCUAGCCUACUGUGCGGUCACUGACCCCACUUCGAAUAACAGGGCGAGCGUACUGAGCGUGAUAUUGGCGCUGCUUUCCGGGUCUAGGAUGUAUUUGUCGCAGGCUGAAGUUAGUAAAAAAGACAACGCUUCCUUCAUCCCCUUCUCCGUAUCACUCGGCUUCAUGAUCGACUGUAUGCACAAAGUGUUAACUAGCAUAUUGGACAGCGAGCGAAGCCACGCGGUCAUACUAGUCGCGCUUAAAUGCUGCGCGGCGCUGCUGCAGGCCACGCCGUAUUAUAAAAUGAGGACAGGACUUGUGAGCGAGCUGGUUAGAGCGUCCAGGAAAUUCCUGGUGCACAAGGAUGUAACAUUGCAAGUCGGGGCCCUAAUCACCAUGGGAUGUGUUCUCUCUAUUGAUCCCAAAGUAGACGAGGUACUAAAAUCUAUAGAAAAAGACACAGCUCAAGCAAAACCUGUUAAUCAAAUACACAAAGAAAAUGAUACUAAUGAAGAAUGUGAUGAUUUUGAAGAAGGAUAUUCUGAUGAUGAAAUGUUUACUGCAGUGGAACAACAAUGUAUAGAAGAAAUAUGUGAAGAGAAAAAUGUACAUUAUUUCAAAAGUUGGAUUUUAGAUAUAUGCUUUAGAAAUAUGGGUUGGAGUUUCAAGGAUAAUGAAGUUAUUAAAUGUAAGCCCUCAGCGAUCCCUGUGAUACUAGAAUCUCUACAAGUCCUCUCAGCCAUAGCGUUCCACCACCUCCGGGACUUGCUACAACCGCACUUGACACUGUUAGCGGACGUUCUGGUCGAGAUGUUGCAACACGAGCACCAGGAUGUCACGUUACAUGCAGCGAAAACCGUUAGCAUUAUUGGAGAUGCUAUACAGAAACUGGAACAAUCAAAUGAAUCUCCACCCGUGAGCCAAUGUAUGUACAUGUGGCAGAAACUACUAACGCCGCUGUCAACCGUGCUACAAUGUCACGAUAAUCCCCAGUGCAAGGCCACGGUGUGUGACUGCAUUGCUAAUAUAGGCGAGCGGUCGUUUAAGGAGUUACCGCGACAUUUACAAGUACUAUGCUGCACCCUACUGGUGGGUUCGUGCAGCGACGAAGAGGCGGCGGUGCGAGCGGCCGCGGUGCGCGCCCUCGCUAUGACCGUCAUGUUCCGGACACUCAGAGAAGAUAUCGGUUUCGUGAGUGACUGCGGGGAGAAUAUACUACGUGCUCUAGCGGAGUCGUCAUUGGUGGUUAGAACAAAAGGCGCCUGGGCGCUAGGAAACCUGAGCGACGCGCUCGUCUUAAAUGUGGAUGAUCCGGAGAUAGACGAUAUCGACGAUCGACUCUUGCUGCGUCUGCUGGAGGUCAGCAUAAAGUGUGCUGCUGAUAAUGAUAAGGUCAAGAUGAGUGCUAUGCGGGGACUUGGCAACAUACUGCGCCUAAUAAAACAGACCAAUCUGCAACGGGACCCGCAAUUCAAGGUGUUAUGCGAAGCGGCAAUAGCGAAACUUUUGGAGUGCGCGUGCAAAGUGAGCAACAUGAAGGUGCGGUGGAACGCUUGCUACGCGAUGGGGAAUGCUAUGAGGAAUGAGGAUUUGUUCACUUGUUUUAGUGGAUGGCAGAGCCAAGUCUUCCAAAACCUCUGCACCCUCACCCGCGACUGCAAGAAUCUCAAAGUGCGCAUCAACGCAGCGGUAGCACUGCGCGCCCCGACCACCAGAGCGCAAUAUGGCGAACUGUUCCCGCUCGUGUGGCGAGGCAUCAUGGCGGCAAUGGAGAACGCGGCUAAUGUGGAUGAUUUCACCGAGUACAGGCAUAAGGAUAAUCUGAUUGAACAGCUCAGCGUCACGCUAGCCCACCUCUGCUGCCUCCUAAAGCAGACCGACUUGCCCGAUAUCCUGGACCCCCUCAUCUUCCACUUCGACUGCGCCAAGUCCCUCUUCACCCAGCUCUGCCACAAACUGCCGCCCGAGAACACCUCCUGUCUCAGGAUCCUGGAGGCUGCUAAGUACGUGACAGUAGAUUUGACAGCCGCCAACGAUACGCAGUCUCAGUCGCUGAGUAUGCUGCAGGAUAUAUUUAUUUGGGAUAUGUGAGCAACUGUCUAUAGACCGACCGCUUAAAUG